Messenger RNA from Coniosporium apollinis CBS 100218, 477 nucleotides. RefSeq lists its product as uncharacterized. Lineage: Eukaryota; Fungi; Ascomycota; Dothideomycetes. The transcript has a single exon. The coding region runs from base 1 to 477 and encodes 158 amino acids. The record is from RefSeq and is a predicted model, not a curated record.
AUGAAGUCCACAAUCUUCAUCUCAAUUCUCCUUCUCGCGGUCUCAGUCCUCAGUGCCCCUGCCGCUACCCGGGUUUUCCUUCCCCGUUCCGACCUAAACAGAACGGCAGCAUUCACUUCUUCACCGACAGAAACAAUCGCACCGUCGCUCCAAGUCCGCUGGAAAUCCAGGGACGGCUCCAAAUUCGCCUCCAACGACCGCGGCGGCCACCUCCUCAACAACCCUAAUGAAAAAGUCCACACAGCCGUCUACUUCAACCUCUCCUCGGAGCAAGCCAGGCUAGGGAAGACCUGCAGACUAGUCUUCCGCCUGUCGAUGGACGACUGGGCAAUCAGCCAGUCGCCCGUUACCCCACCGCAGUUCGACCUUUACCGGCUCAAUGGGUGCCUCAAUGACAAGUACAGCUGGAACAACAAGGUGCUCCGUGGUGCCCAUGCGGGGAUUUUGACGCCGGUGAAGGGUGCCGCUGCGGACUAG